Racocetra fulgida is the source of this 273-nucleotide messenger RNA. Lineage: Eukaryota; Fungi; Glomeromycota; Glomeromycetes; Diversisporales; Gigasporaceae. The record is from the annotation of a GenBank genome assembly.
AUGGAUAUAGAUAUUGAAGAUACUGAAUCUAAUAAUUAUUCUGAUGAUGAAACAAAAUUAUCACUGUUUGAAAGAGGACAACCAACUACUGAUGCAAUUAAUGAAAUUAGUGAGAUAUUUGAUAUAUAUUGUCUUGAGUCACUUAACCUAAUUUUUAAAUUAAGCAUAUUUGAUGAAAUUAGUACAACACGAGAUUAUUUUAAUAGAAUUAUGCAGCAUCAUUCUGAACAAACUUCUAGAAUUAGCCAAUACCAAACUGUUGAAUUAGUUUAA